CAGUACGUCGUCGAUGAGGACGUGGCGAGGAGGAAAACGCGGAGACAGAAACAUGACGCGGCAGCGGAUCCGCUGCUCCACGUGGACUGUCAUGACAAAAACACUCCGGUCUCGUGGCAGACAGAGCGCGCGCACGUGGCCGCCGUUGCGCAGUGCAGUCUGUGGCGCGAGCAGGGCGGAUGUUCUGCGCUUUUACGGACACAAACCGAACCGAAGCUCUAUUUUGUCCGCGUGUCAGAUAUGCAGACAGGUGUGUCAAUGGAGUUACAUCUGACCAGACUGGGCCAGUGUUUCCUGUGCCUGUUCCUGCUUUUACACCUGUGCCUGGCUGCACCAGGGCUGCCUGGGACAGAAAGGGAGGUAUCAUUAGACACACAUUCCUCUUCAGUAGUGUUGGCCAAUCCCUUUGGUUCUAGAGAGGAAGACCACAGGUUACUUCAGAGCUACAUUCAGUCAAGUCUGAAGGAUGACAAAGGAGGAACAGAGAUCAACACGUGGGAACAAGAGGUAUUCUUCCUGUUUCGUCUUUAUGACUUUGACCGCAGUGGCUUCUUGGAUGGUUUAGAGAUGAUGAAGCUACUGUCAGACUACAACUCCCACACUGCAUCUGAAGCACAGGCCAAUGAGCUGGUGGUAUCCCUGGUUGAUUUCUUAUUGCAAACUCAGGAUGUGAACCAGGACGGCCUGUUGGCGCCUUCUGAGUUGCUGUCUCCUGGAUUACCUGACACACAGGGCUCCAGCAGCAACAGUGCUCCUCAUCAAGACCAAAAGGUGGCAGUGGAGGAGAAGCAAUCAAACCCCGAGACAGACGAGCAGGGAGGAGUAGGGAAAGAGGAGCGUGAACAACAACAGACCCAGCAUCAAGAGGAAGAACAUCUUGAGCAACAAGCAAAGGCAGAAGAAGAUGAAGCUGUAGAGCAGAUAGAUGAACAGUAUGGACAGAAACAUAUAGACCCUCCAGUGGAAAUAGAAAAGCUGGACCAGGAAGCUCCUGUUCAUCAGGGACAACCAGAGAUAUGAGCAGGCAAACACAGGUCUAGUCACACAAACAUUACAUCCUUCCACAGUAAGUGUCCACUUGGUUCCAGGCUACAGAAGAACAAUGACGGUUAACAAAGACCACUCUCACCUCUACAGAUUAACACUGUAAUUUCCCUCCGGAUCUGAAGUUCAUUGGGUUGACAACUUGACAACAGCUGGUAGUAGAUGACUGACAAAAUAAAUAAAUGCAAAACUGUUUGAAAUGGGACAAA
Molecule: messenger RNA, 1253 nt
Organism: Thalassophryne amazonica
Lineage: Eukaryota; Metazoa; Chordata; Actinopteri; Batrachoidiformes; Batrachoididae
Gene: cgref1
Product: cell growth regulator with EF-hand domain 1
Exons: 7
Coding region: 241-1020 (259 amino acids)
Molecular function (GO): calcium ion binding
Source: RefSeq, a predicted model, not a curated record